CAGGGUUUAACCCCACACCCCCUCCCUCCCCUUGUGCCUCCUCCUCCUCCUCCUCCUUCCCUCCUCCCUGUAACCUCCAAAAGGGGAAUUUUCCAGCCGGUAAUUUCUGCUGCGUCAACACCCAGCUCUAGGGAGAGGAGACAAGGGGCAUUUUAGUAGCUCCCACUGCCCAUGAGAGGCUCUUACCCAAACCCCAGAAUUAAAAUUCUUCCCCCAAAACGCAGCCUAUAGGCAAGUUACACCAAGAGUUUCUGAAGAGUCUAUGUCUCAAAACUGCCUGGAAAAAGGGGAUGAGAUGAAACUGAGGCUCAGAGAACUUAAGGGAUCCACUAAUUAUGUAAUCAUUGGCAAAUAUCAGAGCUGGGAUUUGAAUCCAGGUCUACUCUUCCAAGUUGGAUGUUCUUAUCACUUCAGCAGACUGCCUCAUUUCAUACCAAGACAUUUUGAAGAACUCUUCAGAGACUUUACUAGGAACAUUUUUCCUCGAUGCAUUAAAAAGAUGUAUUUUACUACUGUGACACACAGCUAAAGAAACAAUUUUCAGCAUUGGGCUUAUAGAAGAAAAAAAACACAGAUUUCCAAAUGAAUAACAGAAAGGAAGAUAUGGAGAUUGCCUCCCAUUACCGUCAUCUUCUUCGUGAGCUCAAUGAGCAGAGACAGCAUGGAAUCCUCUGUGAUGUUUGCAUUAUAGUAGAGGGGAAGAUCUUUAAAGCUCACAAAAAUGUUUUGCUUGGGAGCAGCCGCUACUUCAAAACGCUAUACUGCCAGGUACAGAAGACUUCUGAUCAGGCUACAGUUACUCAUUUAGACAUUGUCACUGCACAGGGCUUUAAAGCCAUUAUUGACUUCAUGUACUCUGCUCACCUUGCUUUAACCAGCAGGAAUGUUAUUGAAGUGAUGUCAGCUGCUAGUUAUCUUCAGAUGACUGAUAUUGUGCAAGCCUGUCAUAAUUUUAUAAAAGCAGCUCUUGAUAUAAGCAUAAAAUCUGAUGCAUCUGAUGAACUUGCAGACUAUGAAAUUGGUGCUCCUUCCAGCAGUAGUACUGAUGCAUUGAUUUCAGCAGUAGUAGCUGGUAGGAGUAUUUCUCCAUGGUUAGCUCGGCGAACAAGUCCAGCAAAUUCCUCUGGAGAUUCAGCCAUUGCCAGUUGUCAUGAAGGAGGAAGCAGCUAUGGGAAAGAGGAUCAGGAACCAAAAACAGAUAGCCAUGAUGACAUUUCAUCACAGUCUUUGUGGACUAGUGACAUGGGAUAUGGGUCUUUGCGUAUUAAAGAAGAACAAAUUUCGCCAUCACAUUAUGGUGGAAAUGACUUGCGUACUAUCAAGGAUAGUUCAGUACAGAACACUUUCUCAGAACAAGGCAUAGGGGAAAGUUGGCAGCCCACAGGCCGUAGGAAGAAUCGAAAAAACAAAGAAACUGUACGUCACAUUACCCAGCAAGUAGAGGAUGACAGCCGAGCAAGUUCUCCAAUGCCAUCUUUUUUAUCUGCUUCAGGAUGGCCAUAUAACAAUCGUGACCCAAAUGCUGAUUUGACAGUGACAGAACCCAGCAGCUCUGAUAGCCGGGGGGAGAGAGCUGACCUCUAUGCAAAUGCUGAUGAGGCCCUCCUUGGAGGAGAAGCUAGCUACCUGUCUCAGCCCCUCACCCCAGAGAAAGAAGAUGCACUGCACCAGGCUACAGCUGUUGCUAAUUUACGGGCGGCUCUCAUGAGUAAGAACAGCUUGCUGUCUCUCAAAGCAGAUAUGCUAGGAGAUGAUAGCUCUCUGCUGUUUGAAUACUUACCCAAAGGCACACAUUCAUUAUCUCGGCCUGGCACCAACUUGAAUCGUUCAUGGGGCGAAUUUGAUAGCAAAGUGGAAGCAUCAUCUCCCCAGCUGCCUUCAUCACACCUUUCCAAUCAGAGCCCCCCUGGGAUCUACCAUUCUGGUGAAAUGUCACCAGAAACGAUGAUCAAGGGAGAGAUGCCUCCUUCAGCUCAGGCCACCUGUAACGGGCUUUUCACCUUGUGGCAACUGGACACUGACACAGAUCUAAGUGCAUCAAGAUCCGAAGAUGUUUGUUUAAACAGCAAAACCCUCUUUCAUGAUCCUGGCUUGAAUCAGAGAACACUGUGUGGCUUCUGUGGGAGGGUUCUGUCCAGUCCAGAAAAGCUAAGGGAGCACAUCCAGAAACAUGCCUUUUCUAUGUUUCUCCCAAUUGACUUGACUGAUUGUUCUCAGCCUCUCAUCACUAGUUUGACUGAUAAUGUACAGCCAGGUCAGCUUGACCGUUUCCAGUGCUCCAGGUGCCCAGCCAGCUUCACCUUGAAGUCCAAUAUGGAUAGACACGAAAAAACAAUUCACUGCAACCACAAGAAGAUGCAGUGCUCUUGCUGCUUAAAGUUAUUUCGGGACAAGACAGACCUGAACCGACACCUUUUAUCAGUGCAUUCAAGAGAACGUUCUUUUAUGUGUCUCUUCUGUGGCAAGGGUUUUGGUACCCAGAAAAACCUUACCACCCAUGUCAAAGUGUGCUACGUGGGCCCUUCUCAGGCAGUGACAGAAGAGCUUUCAGAUAUUAUAGAACCAGAUGAGGAAAGUAGUUGACUAACAAAAUGAUGAGAGGAGAAGUCAGAAAAUAGCAAGCCUGGUGGGAGAUGGACCUGAAGCUUGAUUUAUUAUUUUUAAAUGAUUAGCCUUACAUUUUGCAACGUUAUAUUCAGCUGAACCAGGUUUACCAUUAAGGGAAGACCAUCAAUGCCUACAUGGUGGAUCAGGAGCUCCUUUGGCUCCAGAUACCUGAGUUUAAAUUGAAUAACAAUCAGCUAGAAUCUCCAGCCAAGCUACUUUGUUAAGGUUGGACACGUCUAGAAGGAACUGAGAAUGUAACAUCCGCUACAGGGGAUGGGGUGGAGCCCAGUUCCUCUGAUCUUUGUAAUUAAAGUCCCAUCAUUUCCUGGAAAACCAGGACAGUGGAAUAUAACCAAAGUAUAUUAAUUUUGUGAAUGUAUUUAUACACGAAAUGCCCUUUGUAUUUGAAGAUAUUACUGAUAAUAAUGUCUGGGUUGUUAUGACUUAGAAGACCUAUUAAGAACCUUCCCAAACUACUCAUAUCAGAAUAUUUCUGAUAAUGUUUUUGGAUGCCCUCUGUUCUUUGGGUUCUGUUUUUUGUUAGCUAUGGUUCUAUUAAGUCAUUGUCCUGUUCAUUUAAAACAAGAAUUGCAUAUCCUUAGAGAUUGGAAGGAGUCCAGGGUAAUGGUUUACAUUUUGCUAAAAACAGCUUCCACAGUGCAGGGGAACCCUGGAAAGAAGCAAGCAGAAGGUUAAAGCCAGUAUAAAUUGGUGUGUGUAUGUGCAUUUUUCAAGGGGGUUAGGAUACCAUUAGAUUUGGUUGUCUUUCCCCACCACUUCCAAUAUAUACUUCUUUCUCUCCUCUAGAUUACCCCUUCCUGCUCACAUAAUCAAGCUCCCUUCCUUUCUUUUCCUUUCCUCCUUCUUCCUUCAAUCACAUCUAUGACGGUGAUGAUGAUAGCUAGCAUUUAUAUAGUGCUUUAAGGUUUGUAAAGCCUUGUACAUGUUCUCUUACUUAAUACUUAAAAUAACCAUGUUAGGUAGAUGCUUCUAUCAUCUCCAUUUUAUAGAUGAGGAAACUGAGGCUGAGAGGUUAAAUGACUUGUCCAGGGUCACACAGUUAGUAGUAUCUGUGGCAGGUAUUGAACUUAGGUCUUUCUGACUCCAAGUCCCAACACUUACCCACUGCAUCACUUUACUACCUAUACUGGGAGAUCUUUCCAAAACCUGACCUCAGGGCCCAAGGUUUUCAUUUAUGCCAUGACUCCUGAGCAGUCUAAUUCACCCUAUCUAUAGAAUACCAGUUUUCUAAGCUCAGAUCUUUCUGGUAAUUAGAGAUUAGGUGUAGAGAGAGUGCCUGAGAGUGGGGGAAGGAGAGGACUUGACUUUUUUAAAAAAUCAGGUUCUCUCCCUUUUUACCUGUAUAAGUGAGGUCUCCUUUGUACCUGUUCAUUUUGUUGCUAUAUUUGACCAAAAAUGACCAUGUGGUAGUGAUCUCUUUAUAUAUUUAAAUGACCAGCUAUUGUCAAUCUUUCUGUGGUUUGAAAAUUUUCAUUGCUCUAAAUUAAAUGCCUUCCAGAGUUUGAAGUCACUUAUACAGAAGGGGAAGCUUUAAUUUUUUCCUGUAGUCAGUUUGCUCCCACAGGUUUUCAGAGGUUACAAAUUGAAUCUGUUAUGAUCCUAUUCUAUUAUUAAUCGCAUAACCCUGUUGUGAAGUAUAAAAUUUGAGCAUUCUCAAAUGGGUAGGGAAAAUAAAUUCUACUCCAAACAAGACAACUGGCACUGGCCUGUCUCUGAAGGGAAAGUACCGUUAGAAAUUAAGACUUUUCCUUUUUUUUUUUUUUUAUUCACAUGUAAGAUUUAAAGUAGGGAAAGCCAAUUGUAAUGAAUGUAGAGUGAAGGCAUUGUGAGCAGUCCUUAGAUCAGUUCCCAAACAACUUUUCCUUCUUAACAUUUAAGCUUUUCAUUGCCAUGUGGGGUGAUCUUCACAUUCUCAGUAAUAGAUGUUUUAUUGACUUUCUAAAAUAGUUUAAAAUUUUGUAGGCCAACUUCACUCUAAAAGAUAAAAGAGUUGGUUUGUGAUGUUAGAAAAGGCAAAGAUUUAAGGCACGGAUUCUGCAAAGUUGAUCUGUUAUUAUGCAAAAUAUUGGAAUCACCCAUCUCAUAUGAGUUACUAAUUAUUUGUCUUCUGUACUUCAGGUCUGUUGCAUUUCUUACCUUAAGGUAUUAAGGUUUGGAGUUUGGUUUCAAAGAGAAUCUAUUUUUCAAUAUGCUACUUGAAUAUUUCUUAGAAAAUAGGAAAGGGACUUUUUUUCCCCAGUAACAGAGUAAGAUAAAUAAUAGAAAUGUAUUUACUACUACAAAAUUUGCUUCAUCUUAUGAUAAUCAUUUAUACAACAUUUAGAGGAAUAGGAGAAACUAGGUUUAAAUCCCAGCUCUUCUACUUAAUACCUCUCCGGCCCUGGGGAAGUCACUUAAUCUUUCAAGAUCUCAGGUUCCUCAUCUGGAGAAUAAGGAGGUUGGAUGAGAUUAUCUCUCAGAUCCUUCCAGUUUUACAUCUUUGAUUUCGAGUUUACAAAGCUUUUUACUCACAACAGCUCUGUACUGUGGGGAUGGUCUCAUGAUCUCCAUUGUACAAGUAAAACUAAGGAAAUUGUAAUAUUUUGCCAGUAGUCACAGCAUAGUAUCGAUCAGAACUGGAAUAGUAAAGUCAUUUCCUUUAAAUAAUCCACUGUUUUUGUCAGACUUGAAUGUGGAUGCCUACUCUUCCUUAAGGCUGAAGGGAUGAUAAUUCACACUGAGGUUUUCAUCCUUAACCUUUAAAGUCUUUAAUUCUUUUUCUGGCACAAAUUGAUCUAAUUACAAUUGAAAGAGCUUUUAUUUCUGAUUUUAAAACAACAACAAUAACAAUAACAUAGCACCUUAAAGUUUACUAUGCACUUUCUUCACAGUGUCACUGAGAGUGAGAUAAAAUAUAAAUUUUAUAGAUGAGGAAAACUAAGUCAAAGAGUCUGAUGUUGCAUAGUGAGGAUCAGAGGCAGCACUUAAACUCAAAUCCUGUGACUCUUAAGACAGUCUUUCCACUUCUACAUACCACCUCUCUAAUGCAGAUUUUUACGGUCCAGUAGAAAAUAUUCUGGACUCUACUGGGAGUUUGGAAAUCUGGAUUCAUUAUGUUGUUAUCACUUAGCUUUUCUGGGCCCUUAUUGCAAAGUGGGAGAUGAACUUCGUGAUCUCCAAGAUCCCUAAACUUCUGCUCCCUUUGGAUUUUGAUGACCAGUUAUCCAUGAAUUGGCUUGGUACCAAAUUAUUUAGUGGAAAACAGAAAUCAAGUUAUUUAUAUAAUAGCAGCAAAGGCCAGCAAGAAAUAGCUUGAGUGCAUAACACCUUAAGAAUUGGAGCUGUAUCCUUAGAAGGUAUUUGUGAAAGCCAAAUAACCAAGAGAGAAUUUUCCCAUUGGUAUUUUGUAAUACUUUGUUGAGAAGUCUUGAAGGUGUAGUUUCCUGAUAAUUAUGUUAUAGUAAGUAUAGUAAGAUUAAGAUUUUCAAGUUGUAAAGUGUUUACUUAGAGGAAAAAAUUGUAGACAUAAUUCAUUGAUGCUUUGAAGUGCACCAAGUAGGCAAAUGUUUUCUUUCACAAGAGCUCAAAACAUAGUGUUAAAUAGAAGCACUUAGUUUGGAGGGCUUGUUUGCAAGAUAUAGUUAUUCCUUGCCCUUUUUUUUUUUUUUGGCAGGGCAAUGGGGGUUAAGUGACUUGCCCAGGGUCACACAGCUAGUAAGUGUCAAGUGUCUGAGGCCGGAUUUGAACUCAGGUACUCGUGAAUCCAGGGCUGGUGCUUUAUCCACUGCGCCACCUAGUUGCCCCCUAUUCCUUGCCCUUUAAGGGAUCUUAGGGUCUUGCCUUAGGGUCUUUAACUUCUAACAGUGCCUUAAGUAAAGAUGCAGGGUUGACAAUUUCAUUGGGAGAGAGUGAUUUGUGUAAUUGUAUGUCAUGAGCAGUCAAGUAGUUUCAUAGUGGGAAUGAGCAAAAAAUAGGGAGAACAAGUACUUCCCAGAGGGAGUACCAGAAAUCUGUAUAGUAUAGAAAUCUGGGUGCAGAAUUUGGGAGUUUUUGGCAUAGAUAUCCCAGGACCUGUAGUGAGGUUGGGGAGGAAGGGAACUAAAUGUGUGGCUUUUAACAAGGGUUGAAUAUACUUUGAUUUUGGCACUGACUACUAAAGCAGUAUUUCUGUAGAUGCAUUUCUAAUUAUAGGCAAAUGUUAUGAUCAAGAUUUCUUUAUUAGAUAAAAUUAUGUCAACCAAAAUGUAAUGUUUUUAUUAUUGAUUUGAAAAACAUGCUGAAUGAGAGAGGAAAUUCUCUCACUAGACAAAGAUUUUUUUAAAAAUGUUCUAAUAUGGCAACAUAUUCAAACUUAAUUCACUAGAUUUUUGGAUGUUAGAACUAGUCAUUUAAAGGCUUUUUAAAAAUUUGGUGACUCAUCUUUUUUGCAUAAUCUAAUUGGUCUUGCAUUUGUUUAGUAGUUAAAAGUUUAUUCAUCUUUGCCUAUGAAAAUAAAACUGUGAUGUGUAGCUCUUUCUAAAAUACAUUGACUAUAAAAUAACCUUUUUAAAGGUGGUGCUAAAUUAUUUUUUAAAUGCAUAAUCAAUUUUAAAUUACCUCAGUGAUCUUGGUAAUGUUAGUUGAGAAAAUACAAAAAUAUCUUAUUUUUGGAUGCCUCUUAAAAUGCAUGUUUUAUAUGAAGUAUUUCUAUUUUUUUCAAUGUAGGAUUUUUAGGGAGGAAAUGCUAAAUUACCUCAUGCUAAACUUUAUGCCAGAUCAAUCAGUCAAUCAACAGGUAUUUGUUUACCUCAGAGGUCAUAAUCAGUGAUUACUUUUUAGGACUCUGAUGCGGCUACUUUUAGGGAAUGAUAUUUACAAUCCUAGAAAAACCGCUACUAAGUUACGUAUUUGUAUCACUUAUGUUUAAUAUAGUCCAAUUUUAUGAAAUACAGAAACCUAAAACAUGCAAUAAUUUAAAAUAUUUUUUGUAUUUUUGAGUAUUUAUAAAAGUAGAAAUAGAAAGCAUGAAUGUUCCUCCCCUACUGCUGCAAGUUAAUUUUAAUAAAGCAACUAAAACUCAUUCCUUUGUUUUGCUUUUUCCAUCUGAAAAUAGAAAUUUUAGAAUUUGUCAUAUUAGGGGCAGCUAGGUGGUGAAGUGAAUAGAGCACUGGCCCUGGAGUCAGGAGGACCUGGAUUCAAAUCUGGCCUCAAACACUUAACACUUACUAGCUGUGUGACCCUGGGCAAGUCACUUAACCCCAAUUGCCUCACCAAAAAAAAAAAAAUAGUAUAAAAAAGAAUUUGUCAUAUUAAAUGUUAUCUUUAUAUAGUUUUAUGGUAUUAUAUGUUUGGUCAUCAAAUUAAGUUCAGCAAGGGAUUAGAAAGUAGAAAAGGAAAGGAGGAACAUUUAUGGGUUUUUUUUUUUAACUUUAUAGAACUAUACAGUAGGAGUUACUGAUUCUUGGUUCAAAGUAUAAGAGAUUACUUGAGUUUUUUCCUUGUUGGUGAAUAACUUAGGGAAAAAAAUUAUUAUUGUUGAUUCAAGGAAAGAUCCACAACUUCUUGAAUAACAAUGUACUGUUGUAGCCAUAAGAACUCUGCAAAUAAAAUUGGUGUUUAUGAUAUUGUCCCAAAAA
This is a messenger RNA of Dromiciops gliroides (monito del monte), 8222 nucleotides long. It is a transcript of the gene ZBTB46, whose product is annotated as zinc finger and BTB domain containing 46. The record is from RefSeq and is a predicted model, not a curated record. Gene Ontology annotation, cellular component: nucleus. Gene Ontology annotation, molecular function: DNA-binding transcription factor activity, RNA polymerase II-specific; protein binding; RNA polymerase II cis-regulatory region sequence-specific DNA binding. Lineage: Eukaryota; Metazoa; Chordata; Mammalia; Microbiotheria; Microbiotheriidae. The transcript has 8 exons. Bases 583 to 2583 code for a protein of 666 amino acids. Gene Ontology annotation, biological process: regulation of transcription by RNA polymerase II.